CCAAGAGCCUGCCAUUUCCUGAUGCUGUCCUCUUCACUGGCUGUUUGUUGUUCUCCUCAUCUUUGCACCAGAGUGCUGGUGUGAGGCCCACCAUUCCUGCCAUCCCAGCACAGGUUGCACCUUAUUCCUCCUGAAACAAAGGUCCUAGUGGCCCACCUUAUCAAAGGACACCAAGGCGUUCGGUGCUGCCUACUCUGCCUGGAUCCGGAGCAAGACCUCUAAUCAGCCUCCUCCCUAGUCACAUAUAUCCCUAGACUUCAUUACUGGACAGUCCUGUUCUAAGGCCUAUUCUUACUAUCAUGGAUAGGUUUUCUAAGCUUCCACCAUAGAGACCACCAAUCUACUUGUCAAGCAAUGUUUUCCUUCUCAUUUUCGACAUUUUCCUGUUGCAUGUGUUUUAUGUUGUUUGUGUGUUUUUGGUUUUAGAUCAUCUCUGUGUUUGGAACGUUUGGACGUAACUGCACGUUGACAGAAUGUUACAAUGAGCACUAUAUGAGCACUAUAUGAGCACUAUAUGCUUUGUACGGAGGAGUGAGCUGACAGAGAGCCAAUGAGAGUCCUGAAAGGGUUUAAAAAGGUUCAAGUCAGCUAACUUAAAUUCACAAGUUCAUCCUGACAACCUGGAAAAACAUGACAACAUACACUGACAAAGGCGAGAAGCAUGAGCUGGGACAGUUCCUCUGCUUUGAUCACUUGACAUUCUGGGUUGGGAAUGCAAAACAGGCAGCAUCAUAUUACUGCAACAAGCUAGGAUUUGAGCCAUUGGCUUACCAGGGCUUGGAGACAGGCAAUCGAGACGUGGUGUCCCAUGCAGUCAAACAAGGAAAGAUCAUAUUUGUGUUCUCAUCUGCCUUGAAUCCUGGAAACAAAGAAAUGGGGGCUCAUUUAGUCAAGCAUGGGGAUGGAGUGAAGGAUAUUGCAUUUGCAGUGGAGAAUUGUGACUUCUUAGUGCAGAAAGCCAAAGAGCAAGGAGCAGUAAUUGUCAAAGAGCCCUACAAUCUGGAGGACAAGCACGGGAAAGUCAGACUUGCUGUGCUGCAAACAUAUGGCGACACCACACACACAUUUGUGGAAAGGACAGGAUACAGUGGUCUCUUUCUGCCUGGCUUCCAACCGCCUCAAUUUAAGGACCCCUCCUUAGCCAAAUUACCUGAGGGAAAACUGAACUUCAUUGAUCACGUUGUAGGAAACCAACCAGAUGAUGAAAUGGUUACAGUGGUGGAAUGGUACCAGAAGAACCUCCUCUUUCACCGCUUUUGGUCAGUAGAUGACAAACAGCUGCAGACAGAGUUCAGUGCUCUUCGUUCCAUUGUGGUGGCCAACUAUGAAGAGACUGUAAAGAUGCCCAUUAACGAGCCUGCCAUGGGCAAGAGAAAGUCUCAAAUCCAGGAGUAUGUAGAGUACUAUGGAGGUCCAGGAGUGCAGCACAUUGCCAUGAACACGUCAGAUAUUAUCACAGCAAUUAUCAACCUAAAAGAGCGUGGAACAGAGUUUAUGUCUGUGCCAGACACCUACUACGACCAACUGAGGGAGAAGUUAAAACACUCCAAGGUGAAAAUUGCAGAGGACCUGGAUGUCCUGCAGGAGCUGAAGAUCCUGGUGGACUAUGAUGACAAUGGCUACUUACUUCAGAUCUUCACCAAGCCAGUUCAGGACCGCCCCACUGUCUUCUUGGAAGUCAUUCAGAGACAUAAUCACGAGGGUUUCGGUGCAGGAAACUUCAAGUCUCUUUUUGAAGCCAUUGAAGCAGACCAACAAGCCAGAGGAAAUCUGACCAUACUGACACCCAAUGUGUGACCAAGAGCAUGUGAUCCAUCAACAAACAAUAUGUUAGUAGUUAAAAGUGCUUUACUUUUUGAGCAUAUUAUACAAGUAUGGUCGCGCGGUGGCUAAGUGGUUAGCAUGGAAACCUAAAAAUCAGUGUUUCCAUGUUCUCCCUGUGCUUGUGUGGGUUUCUCUAUGUACUCUGGCUUCCUCCCACAUUGCCCAACUAGAGACUCGAAAUACUCCAUAGGUGUGAAUGUGAGUGUGAAUGGUUGUCUAUAUGUGCCCUGUGAUUGACUCGCUACCAGUCCACGGUGUAGCCCACCUCUCACCCAAAGUCAGCUGAGACAGAGUCCAGCUCACCCGUGACUCCAAUGAGGACAAACUGUAAAGUAAAUGAAUGAACAACUGAUUCUGGUACUUUUUGAUCUCAUGUUUUCUUCUAAUACAGUGUUGUGUUUCUUUUACAUCUCUGUGGUUAAAACAAUUUAAAACCUGAAACAACUGAAAAAUAUCACUGAGUCUAGACUCAAGGAAAACACAACUGAAAACGGUGUGUUAUCAUUUUGACAAUAAGGCCAACACAUCAUUCAGUUAUGAAGCUACAUACAUACAGUACAUACUGUGGUUUACAGCCAAACAUGCCUUUAUAAUGUAUGACCAAAAAGACAGCUUUUACAUAAUUAAAUAAUUUACAAAAGUCAGGAGUACUCAUCAACACGUAUUACACAAUAGCUUAUACUGUAAGUGCUGGUCAGAAUAGUCUAUUAGAUCCUGAUUGGUGUAGCUCUCAUCUUUUUUUUUUAAGUCCAGUGAGCGCCUGCACUUGUCUAAAUAUUACUUAAAAAGUACA
Dunckerocampus dactyliophorus (ringed pipefish) is the source of this 2617-nucleotide messenger RNA. RefSeq names its product 4-hydroxyphenylpyruvate dioxygenase b (gene hpdb). The coding region runs from base 631 to 1797 and encodes 388 amino acids. Gene Ontology annotation, biological process: L-tyrosine catabolic process. The record is from RefSeq and is a predicted model, not a curated record. Gene Ontology annotation, cellular component: endoplasmic reticulum membrane; Golgi membrane. The transcript is spliced from 15 exons. Lineage: Eukaryota; Metazoa; Chordata; Actinopteri; Syngnathiformes; Syngnathidae. Gene Ontology annotation, molecular function: 4-hydroxyphenylpyruvate dioxygenase activity.